Molecule: messenger RNA, 4156 nt
Organism: Hippocampus zosterae (dwarf seahorse)
Lineage: Eukaryota; Metazoa; Chordata; Actinopteri; Syngnathiformes; Syngnathidae
Gene: ube2d4
Product: ubiquitin-conjugating enzyme E2D 4 (putative)
Exons: 6
Coding region: 1663-1995 (110 amino acids)
Biological process (GO): protein polyubiquitination; ubiquitin-dependent protein catabolic process
Cellular component (GO): nucleus
Molecular function (GO): ubiquitin conjugating enzyme activity
Source: RefSeq, a predicted model, not a curated record
GCACCCCUGGCAUAGAACAUAUUAAUGUCAAGAACAUUUUUGACUUGACUUCCCCUUUAAACACAUUUAAAAUUACCGGUAUACAAAUACAUUUAAACAUGUAUAAUAUCAUUAGGCGAGAACAAGAUUGAUGAAUAACACAAAAUGUUGUAUAAAAAAACAAAACUGUGCACUCAAACCAGCAAAGAUGGCAACAAAGAUGAUGAUGAAGCAGCCAUUAUAACAGUGUUUCCUUUUCAAUGCCGAAAUAUGCCCUUUGUGUAAAAAAAAGAAAUCGAUCAUAACAAACUUCUUGUGUGUGGAAAUUGAACAUUGAAAAUGUUCCUCUGGCAUGAGCAUUGCAGUACAACAUGGUCACAGCCCUUACAGUUGUUGUUUUUUUUUUUUUGGUGGGGGGUUAUGAACAUGUUUAAAGGCAGUUGCUGGUUGCCUGUGUAUCUUUUGUAUACCUGUGUGGCUCCAUCAAUGCUGUUUUGAAACUGCAGUCACAACCCGUGUCAGUAUCCCCCUCAGAUAACACAUUAUGUCACCAAUACAGACAGCAUGGGAAACGUGGAAGUGAUCAGCAAGCGAGCAGAGCGCCAUGUGUCGACUGACAGAACACAACAGUCAAUCAGCGGCUGAUAAAACGAUAGUGGCACCCCGAUUGGCCGAAUCGGUCCAUACGUGGAAUUUAAAUUCAAACCAAUGGCAUAAAAUGCCGGCAAAUUAAUGAAAAAUAAUGAUGCUAAAAUAAACAUGAAAAAAUGAACUGUGAACAGGGAACCAGUUCUGCUGUACUUCAAACAGGUACAUCUGGAAAAACUGAGAUGAUCAUGAAAAUGUUCAAUAUUAUUAUUCCCCUCAUUUGCGAAAGUGAAAAUUAUAUUUUAUACACAGAGUGGAAUAGCUCAACCUUUUAAAUCUGGCAAGUUAUAUUAUUUUGGUUUACAGGUAAUUCAAAAAAUUCAGUGUCUCAGAAAAUGUGAGUGUUAAAGAUGAUGACGACAAAAGGAUAUUUUAAAUAAAAUGUCAUGCUUCUGAAAAUUGUGUAAAUUUCUCUGCACUCAGUACUUUGCUGGGUCUACUUUUGACUGGAAUACUGCAUCAGCCAGUAGCGCUGCUCAGUGUGUGUAAUGGAAGUCCAUGUUGCUUCCAUAGAAGCAUUCAGGUCAAGAUCUACAUUUUUGGGUUUGGUUCCUCUCAUCUUCUUCAGUUUCCGACAGAGUCUGAAUGGGAUUUAGCUUAGGUGAGUUUGCUGUCCAAUCAAGCACACUGACCAUCCUGAUCAUUGAACCAGCUGCUGGUAUAUUUGGCAAAUGCCAAGUCUGGCAAGAAAAUUAAAUAAGCUUCUCUAUAAAGAUUGUCAGCAGAGUGAAGCAUCAUUUGCUCGAAACCUUCGUCGGAUUAGAUUGCUGCUUUGACUGUCCGCUUUGGAAAACACACUGGACCAACACCGGCUGAUGACAAAAGACCUGAAAUCAUCACUUACACUGGAAACUUGACACUGGACCUCAAGUAAUGUGGGUUCUGUGCCUUUCCACUCUUCCACCAGAAUGUGGGACCCCGAUUUCCAAAUGCUAUACAAAAUUUACUUACAUCUGAGAAGAGGAUUUUGGACUUCUGAACAACAGUCCAGUUCUUUUUCUCCACAGCCCAGUGUUUCAUUGGCAGGCAACGAUAAUGGGUCCAAGUGACAGCCCUUAUCAGAAUGGAGUGUUUUUCCUUACCAUCCACUUCCCUACAGAUUACCCAUUCAAACCACCAAAAGUUGCAUUUACAACAAAAAUUUACCACCCUAAUAUUAACAGCAAUGGAAGUAUUUGUCUGGAUAUACUGAGAUCACAGUGGUCACCUGCACUAACAGUAUCCAAAGUAUUAUUGUCAAUCUGCUCCCUUCUUUGUGACCCAAAUCCCGAUGACCCUUUGGUGCCAGAGAUCGCUCAUACGUACAAGGCUGACAGGGAAAAGUACAACAAAUUAGCAAGAGAAUGGACCCAGAAGUAUGCAAUGUGAGGUUGCCAGCGAGACGGAACUCCAAAAGGAGAACAAAAGAAACAUGUUUGAUUGUAACUGGAGGCAUAGUGAAAACAACAUGAGACAACAGGCAACCUUUUGGACAAGGCGGCAAUAUCCCGAUGUGCUGAGUUUAUCCGAUGCACUGUCCUUGAUGCAUUUAUGGAUCUCAGCAGGACCUGAAGGGCUCCUGGAAGCACUCGCUUAGCGAAAAACAGACACUACUCACAGCCCAAACGCCAUACUCCAGACUUUAAAUUGUUAUCCGUGCUAUUGUUCUAGCUGCCAUCUUUGUUGCUUUACAUAUACAUCUUUCAUUGUCAUGUUGUUUUACUUUGUUGGGUUAUGAAAACCAUCACCUUGAUUUUGGGGGAUGCUGCCUCUGUCCCACCGGAUGUCCUCUUCUCUUACUGCAUUUCCAUGGAUAUCGUGGCCUUUCUGUGUUCGGCCAACGUGCAAUUGAGACAGAAUGUUCCCAGUUCAACACAAUAAUGGUGCGGUGCCAUUACCAGCAGCUGAUCAAAUGGCACACACAAACACUACCCCAAGACAAUGUGAAAGUAUAACAAAAUCAAGACCGAUCAGAUAUAUUCCUUUGCUUUUGGAAUCGCAGCAUGUAGCGUUAAUGGCACUGGAGCUUUAUCUGCCCUUCUGCAGCCCACAACACACACACACACACACACACACACGUAGGUCAGAUGGCAAUUGGAUUUUUCUCACAUUUUGUCAUUGCUUACAUACAGAUAUCUUGUAUAAGAAUGCAUUUAUGAUGUGUCUGACAAACUUUACUGUUAGAAGACUUUGCUGGUAUCAUCAUGGCUACUCCUCGGCAUGUAGCGAAGCUAUGUGUUACCUCCUCAGUACAGUUACUCAGGUAUCAAACCCAAUCAUCAGCCUUUGGAAUAAGCAGCAAAACUUGGUGAGAAAAAUGCUUGAGGCCCAUAUUGUAGGGUGUACUAUUUACAUCCAUAAAACAAAACAAUUGCUGAAAGACAGAACUGCUCAUCUGCCCUGAUGUUUGUUUUAUAUAAGUAUUCAUUUUGUUGGGGAGGAGUCUCCUUUUACGCUUUAUAUUUGUUUUAUGAACAAAGCUCGGAUGUGAACAACUUCAUCACGCUUAUGCUACUGAAGUAGAACUAUAGUAAUGCUUUUUCAGGGUAAAUUAAUCUGAAAUUGUCAUCUUUCUUUUUUUGUUUACAUUUCAGGUGAUGUAAAGCUGCAGUACUCCAUGCUCAUAAUCACGAUUACACAAGUAUAUUUUGGGGUAAACAACCUCAGGUGACCAGUUUGUCUGGUUUCCACUUUUGUUUAGUAUUAUUAAAACAUUUAUUUUUAGCCUUCUAUUGUCAUUUCAUCUGGUGCGAUCAUGUUUGGAAUGUGUCAUAAUAAUGUUAGUUUGAAUUUAAUACAAUGUGACUGUUUGAUAAACUAGUUAGUGUGUGCUAUUUUUUCCAUGUACUGAUGCUGCCAAUAUAAAGGGAAAUUAUUUAAUUGCAGAAAGUGGAAGAAACACAUCUGAAAUGGUCCACAGCAAAGCAUGAACAUUAGUACUUUCAAUGCUAGGUUUUAGACCGCAUCUUAGAUUUCUAAAUUCAUUGUUGUUGUAGGAAAAAUGUCUGAAUCAGUAUAUAUUAUAAGGUUUUGAAAAGCUACACUGAAUGAAGUAAAUGUCUUUUUAUGUUUAGACUGUGUACAAUGUUUAUUUGGCUUUUUUUUCCCCCAUACUCCAACUGAAUGAAUGCAGCCUCAAUCCAUCGUGACUGAUCUUACCAUUGACUCUUGUGCUCAAAAGUUUGUAUAGGCAGCUUGGCAUGCUUUGCACUCUAGAGAACCUUCUCUCAGCCACUUGCCAGAUAUCAGGGAUUUUGUUAUAAUUCAUCUGCCUAAUACAUUUGAUGAAACGUUUAGCCUUAACCCUCAUUUUGUAUAUACAGUACAGGAAAAAACAAAUCUUACUGUAAGUGUCAAAUGCCUAAACUAGAUGUCAUGGCUCGUUCAUUUCCUUAGAAUUGUUUUUUUUCUCUAUAUCCAGGGCUGGCUUUCAUGCAUUUAAAAUUUUGAAAUUGUGCUUGAACUGUAACAUUGAGCAACCACAUAUCUUCACUUUGUCCAUCCAUGCAAGCUAACUGUUGACAUUGUCAUUAAACAUUAAUAAAAGCAA